Molecule: messenger RNA, 2850 nt
Organism: Xiphophorus couchianus (Monterrey platyfish)
Lineage: Eukaryota; Metazoa; Chordata; Actinopteri; Cyprinodontiformes; Poeciliidae
Product: AFG3-like protein 1
Exons: 15
Coding region: 1-2286 (761 amino acids)
Biological process (GO): mitochondrial protein processing
Cellular component (GO): m-AAA complex; membrane
Molecular function (GO): ATP-dependent peptidase activity; zinc ion binding; metalloendopeptidase activity
Source: RefSeq, a predicted model, not a curated record
AUGUCUCAGAUGCUGAGACUUCUCUCGGGGGCUGUUUUGCCUCUUUGCCGGGCCGGAGGAGCCCGAGGUCGCACACUGGGUUCAGGAAGCCUCGCGGUUCGGGACUGUAGUUUUUUCAGUCAAAGUCAAGCUAAUUUCCUGUCUCGUCAAAGAACCUGGUUAGCUAAGCGAUGCGUCUAUUCCACCGAGCCAAAAGAUGGAAAAGAAGGAGCACCAGCAGGAGGCGGGGGAGGACGACCAGGAGGAGGAAAGAGAGGAGGUGGAGGGAAAGACUGGUGGAGUCGGAUGCAGAAGGGCGACUUCCCCUGGGAUGAGAAGGAUUUCCGCUACAUGAUGCUCACUGUUGCUGGAGUCAGCUCGGCGCUGCUCUACUUCUACUUCCGAGACACGGGCCGAGAGAUCAGCUGGAAGGACUUUGUGCACCGCUACCUGGGCAGAGGCCUGGUGGAGCGGUUGGAGGUGGUUAACAAACAGUUCGUCAGAGUCAUCCUGGUACCAGGAGCAGAUGCUGAGGGGAGUUAUGUGUGGUUCAACAUCGGCAGCGUUGAUACAUUUGAGAGGAAUCUUGAGGCUGCACACAUGGAACUGGGCCUGGAGCCGUCACACCGGGCCGCUGUCAUCUACAGCUCUGAGAGUGACGGCUCCUUUUUGAUGAGCAUGAUCCCUACUCUGUUGCUGAUUGGCUUUCUGCUGUUCACACUCCGCCGUGGACCAAUGGGAGGAGGCGUUGGUGGAGGAAGGAGUCCCUUUAGCAUGAGUGAGUCGACAGCCAAGAUGAUGAAGGACAACAUAGAUGUCAAGUUCAAGGAUGUGGCUGGCUGUGAGGAAGCAAAGCUGGAGAUCCUGGAGUUUGUGAACUUCCUGAAAAACCCACAGCAGUACCAGGACCUGGGAGCCAAGAUCCCCAAGGGUGCAGUUCUGUCUGGACCGCCUGGCACAGGAAAGACUCUGCUGGCCAAAGCCACAGCAGGAGAGGCCAAUGUCCCCUUCAUCACAGUCAAUGGCUCCGAGUUCCUGGAGAUGUUUGUCGGGGUUGGUCCAGCCAGGGUGAGGGACAUGUUUGCCAUGGCGAGAAAAAAUGCACCAUGCAUCCUUUUCAUUGAUGAGAUUGAUGCUGUGGGGAGAAAGAGAGGAGGAGGAAACUUUGGGGGACAGAGUGAACAGGAGAACACGUUAAACCAGCUGCUGGUGGAGAUGGACGGUUUUAACACAGCUACUAAUGUAGUGGUCCUCGCUGGAACCAAUAGGCCGGACAUCCUGGACCCCGCUCUGAUGAGACCAGGACGCUUUGACAGACAGAUUUUCAUCGGUCCUCCAGACAUCAAAGGCAGGGCUUCCAUCUUCAAAGUUCACCUGCGACCAAUCAAACUGGAUCCCAGUCUGGAUAAGGAUGCUCUAGCAAGGAAAAUGGCAGCUGCCACACCAGGAUUCACUGGUGCUGACAUUGCUAAUGUGUGCAAUGAAGCAGCAUUGAUAGCUGCCAGGCACCUGAGCCCCGCCGUCAACCCAAAGCACUUUGAGCAGGCGAUCGACCGUGUCAUCGGAGGCCUGGAGAAGAAGACUCAGGUCCUGCAGCCGACAGAGAAGAAGACGGUAGCAUAUCAUGAAGCCGGCCAUGCCAUCGUGGGCUGGUUUCUGCAGCACGCUGACCCGCUGCUCAAAGUGUCCAUCAUUCCAAGGGGGAAGGGUUUGGGUUACGCUCAGUACCUGCCCAGAGAGCAGUACCUCUACACCAAAGAGCAGCUGUUUGACAGGAUGUGCAUGAUGCUGGGAGGGCGAGUGGCAGAGCAGGUCUUCUUUGGACGGAUAACCACAGGCGCUCAGGAUGAUUUGAAGAAGGUCACACAGUCGGCCUAUGCGCAGGUGGUGCAGUUUGGGAUGAGUGACAAGGUGGGGCAGGUGUCAUUUGACCUGCCCCGGCAGGGUGAGAUGGUUCUAGAGAAGCCUUACAGCGAGGCGACAGCUGAGCUCAUUGAUGAGGAGGUCAGAGGACUUGUGGAUCGAGCGUAUGAGCGCACCCUGCAGCUGAUCACCGACAAGAAGGAGCAAGUGGACAAGGUGGGGAAGCGUUUGCUUGAGAAGGAAGUGCUAGACAAAGCAGACAUGGUGGAGCUGUUGGGUCCUCGGCCAUUCCAGGAGAAGUCAACCUACGAGGAGUUUGUGGAAGGGACGGGGAGCUUCGAGGAAGACACGAGCCUUCCAAAUGGCCUCAGGGACUGGAACCAGCAGAGAGGAGGGGAGGCGGAGGAGACAGACCCAACCCAGAACAGACAGCAGGCGGUGUAGGAUCUGAGGAAUCUGGAGAAACUCAUCCAGCUGGACAGAAAUACAUGAAGCCGCUGACUCUGUUCCUCUCUACCUGACUUGCUAUAUAUAUGUUGGUGCUCUAUCAGAGGGCUGUGGUGUAGCUAACAGUCAACUAUUUCUCUUCAGAGAGGAAUGAUCUUUACAGGGCCUUAAGAUUCCCCGCCUCUAGACGUAGUUACAUUUAACUACGUCUGGACAGAACAGAAUGAACAUAAUGCUUUCUUUAUUUAUUCUUUUACAAAAUGUCUGUCCUCCUGAUAAUGAGGAAGAAAUACUCGACUCGAGGAAUGUUUAUUUGGCCAAACAAGGCUAAAUGUUUUUAGAAAUGAAUCGGAUGUUUUUUCAUCGACCUGGAACAACUCGUCUUAACGUUCUGCUUCAAAACAACACAGCAAUUUUCAUUUGUAUUUUACCUCAGCUUGGAUUUACCAUAAAGAUAUUUUAAUUAUAUAAACUGUGCGAUAAUGACUGACGAGGAGGUUUUUCUUUUGUAGGCCACUGUUCUAAAAUAAAAAGAAUAAUAAAGGAUUUGGUUUUCUGAAA